Messenger RNA from Colletotrichum orchidophilum, 2394 nucleotides. Its product is annotated as WD domain-containing protein. Gene Ontology annotation, molecular function: protein-macromolecule adaptor activity; protein binding. Gene Ontology annotation, cellular component: nucleus. The transcript is spliced from 4 exons. Gene Ontology annotation, biological process: proteasome-mediated ubiquitin-dependent protein catabolic process. Lineage: Eukaryota; Fungi; Ascomycota; Sordariomycetes; Glomerellales; Glomerellaceae. The record is from RefSeq and is a predicted model, not a curated record. The coding region runs from base 1 to 2394 and encodes 797 amino acids.
AUGGUCUACCACGGCGGCAUGGCCAGCCCGCCACCGAGCGAUGGCCUUGUUCCGGCAUCGUCUCCUACCCUCCCCUCCUCUCCGCCGUCACGUAUCUCUCGAAAGGAAAAGAAGAAGUCCAUCUUGACGCCCCGGAAAUUCCGUCGUUUCUUCACCCCUCGCGGUAUGCCCUCCCAGAUAUCUCGGGAAAGACCAGCCCUCGGCGAGCUGCGCAGUCUGGCACUCAACGCUCAAACAACACCCCCACGAUCCACCCCCCGCUUCAACGAACCGAUAUCGCCCACGUCGAACCACAGCAGCAGCUUGCUCUCCCCUUUUGGCAGCGAAGAUGGUCCGAGGAAGCGGAAGCGGAGCGUCGUCAACGCAAUACCCAUGAAGUUGCCACCGUCAAGCCGCAACUCGAACACGAAGCGUUCAAGGACUCAGCUGGAGGACUUGAAUGAGGACUACCCUUUGGGUCGGAGCCCCGUCGCGAGGUCACCGUUGGAACAGAAUGAGAAUGCCGGACUCGAGGAUCACCCCAUGGGCUCGCCUUCGCCCUCAGGUAGUCACACGGCAGUUUUGGGCAGGACGUAUCCGACAGGACCUCAAGCUACAUCGGACGAAUUCGCACGGAGGCUUAGCUCCUUGACUGCCAGUAAUUUUGCGAAUGCAGGAUACGAAGGUCUUCGGCCCAGGUCUACGCUGAUUGACUAUUUCAAGUGCAACCGGGCAGGGAUUCCCGCUUCAAGUAGGGGAAAGGCCAUUGCAGCUAUUGCCAAGCUUCCCCUGCCGCCCAAAGAUGAGCCGGUCGUUUCCGAGUACCGGCCUCUGCCCGUGAUCAAGCUACGCAACCGCGGCUUUGGUGCUCAGCUGCUGCUCCGGGAGCAGGGCAGCACGCCUCGUCCAGGGCGUGAGCAUCUCGAGUAUCCUGCUUUUGACUCAAGGGCAAGUACGGCAUCCUUCUGGAGCCGAAGCACCGACGUCCACAUGUGUAACGCGCAUCUGACGCAAGCGAAUACUAUUCCUUUCAGUCUUGCAAGUUGUCACAAUGCCCCAAUGACGGCAAUUGGUGACGAAGAAGGCUUCAUCCGCUUCUUCGAUACGACCACAACCCCCUUGGGAGCGACACCUCGGACAAAGGUUGAAAUUGUCAUCCAGGCUCACGAAAAUGCCAUCAUGGACCUCGCCUUUUCCAAUGACGAUCUUCGUCUGGCAAGUGCCUGCGGUGACCGCUCCGGCAAGAUCUUCGACGUCAUGUCGCAGACGGUGGCCGUGGAGUUGAACGGCGGCCACUUCCAAUCUAUGCGCCGUGUCGAGUUUCAGCCUGGUAAAGCCAACGGAAACGUCGUAGCCACAUCGGACCGUGAUGGCAAGAUCCAGAUUUGGGAUCUUCGAUGUUCCAUGGCACCCGCCGCGGCCUUUUCCACUCGCGGUCCGGAGGGUAUUGUGCACCGUGAUAGGAACCGUGGCCCCCUCUGGGCUCGAACGACCAACACGCUCGACAAUGCCCACGCCCGUACGGUCGAGAGUGUUACAUCUCCUGCCUCCGUCACUGCUCUACAGUAUAUGCCCGAAGGUCGUGAGCACCUCCUCCUCUCCGCCUCAGAGGCGAAUGCCUGCAUCAAGCUCUGGGAUACUCGGUACAUCACCCCGCGCAACAAGGAGGCCGCGCCCCUGGCCGUGACCGCCGAACCGGGUACCCAUCGCUGGCGCCCCUACGGCCUUACUUCUCUCGCGCUGAGCAGCGACGCGGCCCGCCUGUACGCCGUAUGCAAGGAUAACACCGUCUACGCGUACUCCACCUCGCACCUCAUGCUCGGCCACGCCCCCGAACUCUCCCUUCGGCCACCGCGCCAAAAGGCCGGCUCCGCGGUGCAGGGUUUGUCGCCCCUAUACGGCUUCAAGCACGAUCUUUUCCAUGUUAAGAGCUUCUACGUCCGUGGAGCCCUCCGACCGGUAUCGACCUCCGGUACCGAGCUUCUCGCCGUCGGUAGCACGGAUAAGUGUGCCAUUAUCUUCCCUACCGAUGAGCGCGCCAUGCGGGAGUACUGGGACAUGCAGAGCCACUUGCUGCCAUCGGAGACCAUGUCCACCUCCUCGAGCGCCGCGACGUCCUCGUUCCAUUCGAAAAACCUCAACGCUGGCGGAGCUCAGGUGCCCAUCAUUCGGAACGGAACCCCCCUCGUCCGCGGCCACCGCCGUGAGGUCACGGGCCUCAGCUGGUCCAACGAGGGCAAGCUGGUCACCAUCUCGGACGACUACAUGGUGCGCCACUGGCAAGAGAGCAACGACAGCCGCGACGCGUGGGACCUGCGUACCGGAGGCGAGUUCGGCGGCAAGCGGCACUUGGCUGGGUGGGCCGACGUCGCGGACGAUUGGGACGAGGACUGCGACUCACACUCGGAGUGUUGA